Messenger RNA from Metopolophium dirhodum (rose-grain aphid), 3187 nucleotides. Its product is annotated as cleavage stimulation factor subunit 2 tau variant-like. The record is from RefSeq and is a predicted model, not a curated record. Gene Ontology annotation, cellular component: mRNA cleavage and polyadenylation specificity factor complex. The transcript is spliced from 9 exons. Gene Ontology annotation, biological process: mRNA 3'-end processing. Bases 1069 to 2217 code for a protein of 382 amino acids. NCBI's taxonomy places the organism in Eukaryota, Metazoa, Arthropoda, Insecta, Hemiptera, Aphididae. Gene Ontology annotation, molecular function: mRNA binding.
AUAUACAUGAAUUAUUAAAACAAUAUAAUGUACCUAAUAAUAUAUUAAUAUAUAUUUUAUCAUGAUUAUAUACCGUUUAUACCGUUUAAUAUUAAAGUCCGUGACAAAUACAUUAAUACAUUUAUACCUAUAUUAUUAUCUGAAUUCAUGGUACUCCAAUACUCCAUAGUAGUCCAUACAUCAUAAUAUUAUUAUUAGUUUAUUGAACGAUAAUUACAAUAAAUAUUUAAUAUAACAUUAUAUAGGAAUAAAAUUGAUUUUGAUUACAUUUUGGGUCGAGGCUAUUAAUUGUCAUUGUCAUUAUCGUCUUUAUAGUUUAUAUUGAUUAUUAUGUACGUUAUAUUUGGAUUGCAAUGAAAAAAUGAAAUAUUUACACGGGAUAACGACGGGUGCAGCUCAACUUGGCUGGCCGGGCUGAAAUUAUUAUUGUUUACACAGUCACGGUCAUCGAGAAGAGUAUAUUUUUACAAAAAUUACCCAUAGAAACCAUAGAAAUUCGAACGAUAUCCAACCUAACUGGUUCACGGGAGCGUAAUAUAAUAUUUUACUCGUAUAUAAAUAUUACCUAUCUCAGACAUUAAUGUUCUUGCAGCUUUGUGCAUACGAAACGUUUUACGAAAUUAAUGCAAUUUCAAAUAAUAUUCACGAAUCGCAUCUGUGCGACAACCAUGAUGUAUCUACCUAUAAUUCCACCUGUAUGGCUACCCUGUAGAAUCGGAAUCGCGCUAUCAUAAAAUAUGUCCUAUGGUCCGGCGUCCGCAGUACCAUAAUGACUCAUCAUAAUAUCUAUUGAAAAUUUGGAAUCGUUUAGAUUUAUGAUGUACCUAUACUACCUACGCUUGGUUUGUUGUACGUUUGAAUCGAGUUGACUGAUAGGUUUUUCGAAUUAAUUACAUCAGUUUUUGCGUAACGAAAUUAAAUACCUAUUUAUCGACUCUAUAAUUAACGCAUCAUCACAAUAGGUGUGUUUAUUUACAAUUUUUCAAAAUCGUCAUUAUUGUUUCGCAGCAAUCAUAAUACCACUUUUAUUAGUAAUCAUAACUAUUAUCUUAAUAUUAUAUUAAUAAAAUGACUGAACAAAACAUUUUAGACAAGUCUAUGAGAAGUGUUUUUGUUGGAAAUAUUCCGUAUGAGGCAACUGAGGAAAAACUAAAAGAUAUAUUUAAUGAAGUAGGACCAGUUAUAUCAUUUAAACUGGUGUAUGACAGAGAAACUGGUAAACCUAAGGGUUAUGGUUUUUGUGAAUAUAAAGAUCAGGAGACUGCACUUAGUGCCAUGCGUAAUCUCAAUGGCUAUGAAAUUGGAGGUCGUACUCUACGUGUUGACAAUGCUUGUACAGAGAAAUCCAGACUAGAAAUGCAAUCAUUAAUGAUGGGAAUGCCUACUUCGGAAAGUCAUUAUGGUGAUGCAGUUAAUGCAGAAAAAGCACCAGAGAUAAUAAACAAUGUGGUUUCCACUUUACCACCAGAACAAUUGUAUGAACUUAUGAAACAAAUGAAAGAAUGUAUUCAAAAUAAUCCUGCAGAAGCUAGAAAUAUGUUGCUCCAGAAUCCUCAACUUGGUUAUGCAUUAUUGCAAGCACAAGUUAUAAUGAAAAUUGUGGAUCCAGAAGUUGCUAAAACUAUGUUGCAUCCUGUACAUAAAGUUCCACAAUCACCACGCAUUCCAAACACCGCAGCUACAACUUCAAGAGUUCAGCCAGUUCUUCAAACUACUAAUAAUGAUAAUAUAGAUUGGCAACAUAAUAAUAUGUAUCAUGGGCAAAGCACAAGCCAAGAUUUAAGACAGCCACCACCAAAUCAAAUGCCGUUCCUCCCACCACCGCCACCUUUGUUGUCCACUAUUGAACUUCCCCCGCCAUUUAUGGCUGCAAGAGAUUAUCCACGAACACCCUUGAUGGAUUCAGAUCAACGAUCAUUUGGAGAUAUGUUUAGAGAUCACAGAGCUAAUAAUAAUUUUAUGACCAUGCCACCACCGAUGAUUGUACAACAACCAAUAGUGCCAGAACAAAAAGUACCUCCAAGAAUUAUUCCGUCUUCUCAACCUCAACAAGCACCUAACCAAAUUGUUAAAACAUCUGAUUCUGAAAAGGCUGCUCUGAUAAUGCAAGUAUUACAGUUAACUGAUGCACAGAUUGCAAAGUUACCUCACGAACAGCGCCAAAGUAUACUUCAACUGAAAGAAAAAAUUUCUAGCUCUAAUAAAAAGAAAGAAUAAUUCUCAUUUAUUUUUAUUUGUUUUUUGUAUUAAUUGUUUUCGCUACCACUAAUACUAUUUAAAUUUAUGGUAAUUAAUAAUAUUUAUGCUAUAACUGUACAUUUAUAUAUUUAAAAUAGUAAUUAUAGUAAAAAAUUAUUUUAGUUUUAAUACAUUUUGAAUAUAUUGUGUAGAAAUGUAAUUAAUUGUAUACAAAUAUGGAAUGUUCAAACAUUCAGUUAUUUUAGUAUAACUGUGUCCAAUUUCAAUGCGCCAACGCAUCCUAUCAAAUUAUGAAAUUAAAUUGUAAAAGUGAAUAUUUUGAACAAAAAAAUUUUUAAUUUUUAAACUUAAUUUAAAAUUACGAUACACAUAAAUUGUAAUUUGUAUUUUUGUUGAUUUGGUUCAUUUCCCAUCUGCCCAAGAGUAAAACCAGCAAUUUAAUUUAUUAAAAUAUGUAUUCCAAUUUUAAAAUCAAAAAUAUUAUCUAGGUACUAUAUGACAAUAAUUUUUGCCCCACCUUGGAAUGUUUUUAAUUUUUUAAUUUUUAAUUUUUUAAUUAAUCCGUCAAUUAACUAAAAUGACACUCCUAUGUAAAAUCUUUUAUUCAAUUUAAUCAACUAUACAAUUCCUUAUUUAUGAUACAGACACUGUUAUUUAAAUUCAGUGAAAACAAAAAAAAAAAAAAUGAUUUUUAGUAUUUAAAAUCAUUGAUUAAUAUAUUUUUAUUUAAUAAAGCCUUGGCGUCUAGGGCCAUUGGCUAUGAUUAAUAUUGUAUAGUACUUAUAGUACUUAUUCCAUAGUUUUUAAUAUAAAUAAUUAAUAUAACUAGAGUUCCUCCCCCCCAACCAUCCAUUAUAAUGGUAUUUAAGUUGUAGUAAUUUCUAAGAAUAUUGUUUAUUAUGAAUUGUGUAUUAAUUGGACCUACUAUAAAGUUUUAAUUUAAAAUUUAGUAGUAGAAAAGUACAAUAUACAGUAUUAUUUAUGCCUA